Molecule: messenger RNA, 1098 nt
Organism: Ooceraea biroi (clonal raider ant)
Lineage: Eukaryota; Metazoa; Arthropoda; Insecta; Hymenoptera; Formicidae
Biological process (GO): protein ubiquitination
Molecular function (GO): zinc ion binding; ubiquitin-protein transferase activity
Source: RefSeq, a predicted model, not a curated record
AUGAUCCGGUGGUCCAGUCUCGGCGGCGACCGGAGGCAGGGGAGCAAGAGCGACGGCGGUGGCGUCGAAAUCGCCGCCCACAAGGAACGUGUUUCUUGCCAGAAACAUGGGAUCGGUUUCGUGGCUAACGACGCGACGGUGGUCUACCGAUCGGGCUUCCCGUGGACAUGUCGCGAUCGGAUGCACGCGUUUCCGGUGAUCUCCUUGCUCGCUGAAAAGAUUUUGGGUGUAGCGACGGACGAACAUGAUAAAUCUAUCGCGGGAUUAAGACCGGGAAAUUCUGUUAAUGAGGAAAUUCAAGUGACUCCCAAAACGAGUCAAGAGUUGGACAAUGACAAGAAGCCUAUAUCCUAUUCGAAAACAGAUGGGAACAGUGAGAAAUAUCCCGGUGCAAAAUCGCAGGAUAAAGAUGCGUGCGUUGCCACUGGCGAUAUCUGCAGGAUCUGUCAUAUGGGCGGACGCGUCCCGAUCGCGGACAAUCAUUCAUCCUGCGACUUGCAAGAGCCGAAUGAUCAGACGACAUCGUCGAACCUCGCGUAUCUUGGUCCUUUGAUCUCGGCUUGCAAGUGCCGGGGUACGGUGGCUCUGGUGCACGUUGAGUGUCUCGAGAGAUGGCUGACCGAGUCUGGUCGCGCGAGAUGCGAGCUCUGCGGUUACAAGUACGCAACGAAGAGGGUGCCGCGUUACAGCCUCUUUCGCGGCAUCGUGAUAUGGUUCCACGCAGUAAUUGCCACGCGACAGAUGCUGCUCGAUAUCGGAUACUUGCUGAUGACCACACCGGUCGCUGCGUUUUCUUGCUACGUGUGCGCCCUGACCUUGAAGAUGAUGCUGCGAAACGGCUUUUACGAGAUACCCUGGAUGAUAGUCGCGAUGCUGCCAACCUGCUUAUUGACGCUGAUAGCUUAUUGGCGGUGGAUAAUCACGUUAGGAAGAUUGCACGGUCAUCGAUGGAGACGCUACUGGAGGAACAAUUUCGUAGUCCGUUUGAUCCCUGAUAACGAGCGCGCCGAUGAUGAAGCGCGAUCGAGCGAACACUUCGAUGCGCACGACGAGGAUUUCGAGCGAUGGAGGAUCGAGGAGAUCGACGAAUUCGCUUGA